Penicillium nucicola is the source of this 1935-nucleotide messenger RNA. RefSeq names its product Zn(II)2Cys6 transcription factor. Gene Ontology annotation, biological process: DNA-templated transcription; regulation of transcription by RNA polymerase II. Lineage: Eukaryota; Fungi; Ascomycota; Eurotiomycetes; Eurotiales; Aspergillaceae. The record is from RefSeq and is a predicted model, not a curated record. The coding region runs from base 1 to 1935 and encodes 644 amino acids. Gene Ontology annotation, molecular function: DNA-binding transcription activator activity, RNA polymerase II-specific; RNA polymerase II cis-regulatory region sequence-specific DNA binding; zinc ion binding. Gene Ontology annotation, cellular component: nucleus. The transcript has 3 exons.
AUGGAGUCUCAGUCUCGCAAGCGUGCGCGCCCCGUGGUAUCUUGUCUGCGAUGCAGGGAAAAAAAGCUCAAAUGCGACCGCGUCGAUCCAUGCGAGAACUGUAUCAAAGCAGGGCAUCGUGCGGAUUGUGCGUACAAUCAACACCCAACAGAAUUGGCCUCAAAAACAAAGCGCGUGCAGCUCAGUGCCGAUGCGUCGAGUAAUUGUGAGCAGCUGAAAGGGUUCGGCACUGGUAUCAUCGAGGACCUUCAACAACGUUUGACUCGAGUCGAGGCUUUGCUCGCGAGUCGGUCUGCUAGUGAAGGCGUUGCGAUUCAAAGCUCCUGGCUCGUGGCCGUCUAUACCACCAACUUUGAGAAGACACUGAGGAUUCUGCAUAUUCCUUCAUUUCUUAGGCAAUAUGAACAUUUCUGGGCAAGUCCGGAGGAUGAGUCCUAUCUUUCUUCGCCUUUCAUUCCUCAACUGACCGCAGUAUUGGCUGUCUCUGUCAUUUGGGGAGAAGCGAGCAGUAAAAUGGAAAACAUCACUUCCUGGGAAUAUUUGAGAUUGAACGCAGUCAGCCUGCUACAAGUAUGGCUGCAGAAACUUCCAAGAAAACACCGCACAGAGCUUACAACCCUCCAAAUUGAAACACUCAUCCUCCUAGCUCGCCAACUUCGUUUGACAUCCGCCGAAGAAUCAUGGAAAGCUGCCGGAUCACUCGUACGCUCUGCAAUGGUAAUGGGACUACACAUUGAUGCCUCUACUUCGACGAAAUUGUCAGUCUUCCAAGCCGAAAUCAGGCGUCGAUUGUGGAUCACCAUUGCCGAGAUGGAUCUCCAAGCUUCGAUCACAUCUGGGAUGCCGAUUAUGACCCCCUUGGUGGACUUCACCAGGCUAAGCCCAGCAAAUUUGAACGACGUUGAUUUUGACGAAUCCAGCACCGAGAUUCCUGCUCCUGAAGCGUUGGAGACGCCGACUGAUACUCUUGCUCUGGUAAUCCUCGCCAGGACGUUGUCGCACCGUGUCAGCGCUAUGAAUUUCAUACAACAAUCAAGCCCUGGAAUGGAUCUGAAUGAACGACUUCAACAUGGAAAAACACUAGAAGAAUGUUUGCGAGAUAUUCCUUACCCUUUGAAGAUCGACCACACUUCGAACAAUGACACCAUGUCGCCCAUACUUCUCAACCAAGUCCUUCUGGACUUGUACAUCCGUCGACCCCUUCUCUGUCUAUAUAGACCAGUCAACACAGAUAACAACCAAGACCAUACAUCCCUUCAAAUAAUACAGCGAGCAUGUUUAAACUCAUCACUGAUAAUCCUGUCCUACCAAGACUAUUUCGACCCCAAUCUAGCAGACCUAGACGCUCAAAAUUCUCACCAAUAUUGGGAUAUCUUCUACACCUUCUGCAAAAACGACAUCUUGUGCGCUGCGCUCGGUGUAUGCGAAUACAUGAGACAAAAAAUACCAACCACAGACCAAUAUUCCUCGAAUGGUUCCUUGGACCCCAACAUCGAAAACCAACCACACAGCAAAGCCAGUCUCACAAGACUGGUUGAAAAUACCCUGGACAGUCUAUCCCGCCGCAUCGGCGAGGCAGGAAAUAAUGUCAAAGACAUCCUUCUUCUCGCAGUAGUCCUGCAAUCUGUGCGCGGCCACGGCUCACCCGAGACGAAAGAUCGGUGGUUGAUACAGGGCGCGAAGAAGGCUCUUUCAGCUUGUCGGCAAUAUCUUUUACCAGCUGUUACUGAUCAAAAUUCUGCCUUUGGUUACCAAACGCAGGAGUCUGUGGGUUCGUCAGGCAACCAUCUUGUUUCGCAAUUUUCACAUCCUCCUCAUAUACCUCAGCUACAAGAUUUGCUGCAGUCAUCUGCACUAGCUGUGGAUUUUGCUAAUUUUCACGAGUUCCAGGAGGAUCUGUUCUCGUUUGAUGAGACCUUUUAUUGGAAUUCGUGA